Molecule: messenger RNA, 1038 nt
Organism: Paraglomus occultum
Lineage: Eukaryota; Fungi; Glomeromycota; Glomeromycetes; Paraglomerales; Paraglomeraceae
Source: the annotation of a GenBank genome assembly
AUGUCUGUUGGACCACAGAUUCCAGAGCACCUGCUUUCGAAGUAUCAAAUUCGGGAUCAAGAGGAUGCCGAAAAAGACGCACUAAUUGGCCCGCAACUACCAAGCAGUCUAAUAGAAACAGAGGGAAAAGUGUCAACACCACAAUCAAAUUCAAAUGUAUUGCAAGAGAAACCGACGGAGCCACUGUUAUCAAGCUCCUCAACUUUAGAACAUACUGUCGAGGAAGAUGAUCCAGAUGCCUAUUUACCAGCUCUUCCUCCAGACUUGCUGGAAGAGCGGCAAAAAAAUAAACAACGAGCUGGCAACGAUAAGGCGAUACGAUCAAAAGGUCCUAUUAUAGGACCAGCAAUGCCUCCCCCAGGAUACCUUGCCGAUCAAAAAGAAGACGAAGAGGAUGAAGAGGAUAUGGUGGGUCCCGUACUACCCAAGGGAUUUAUUCCCUAUGCAUACGAAGACGAAGUCGAUGAUAAGGUAGCGGAGAUAGAAGAGCGCGCAGCGAGAAUGCGUAAGCAACUAGAUCUGGAUAAUACUUCAGCCCAGGAUAAACCGUUGGAACGUGGAGAAUGGAUGCUUGUUCCACCGGAAGCGAGGUUUUUGGAUGGUUCAACGACUAAUAUGAAGUCAAGACAGUUUAAAAAGAUAAGUCGCGAUCCGUCACAGGAUAAUAACUCUCUGUGGACAGAAACUCCUGCCGAGAGAGAAAAGCGGAUAACUGACCAGAGUAAAAAGAGUCUAAAACGACAGCGGCCAAUUGCGGAUGAGGAACCAAGUUAUUCACAGAGAGAUUUGGAUAUUGCUCAACAGGUCCAUGAGUAUAAUGCUGAAUACCGUGGAAAAUCUCUACUGGAUUCUCAUACGGAAGAGUACUUAAAAUCUCGCAAAUGGCAAAAAGAAGACGUGAGCAAGCGUCCGUUUGAUCGUGAUCGUGAUGUACUAGGUAGUCGGCGGAUGGAUGCAAAAAAACGAGCGAAAAUCAUGGAAGAAGCCAAGGGAAUGGACUCUAAGUUUACGCAUGGACGGAGCGGGGCUUUCUUAUAA